Scomber japonicus (chub mackerel) is the source of this 1152-nucleotide messenger RNA. RefSeq names its product vimentin-like. The transcript has a single exon. Gene Ontology annotation, biological process: intermediate filament organization. Gene Ontology annotation, molecular function: structural constituent of cytoskeleton. The record is from RefSeq and is a predicted model, not a curated record. Bases 16 to 1152 code for a protein of 378 amino acids. Lineage: Eukaryota; Metazoa; Chordata; Actinopteri; Scombriformes; Scombridae. Gene Ontology annotation, cellular component: plasma membrane; cytoplasm; axon.
AGUAUUGUAGGCACCAUGAGAGCCACAUCUUACACCCAGAAGAGCCUGCAGGUUAGCGGCUCCGGCAGCAGAGUAAGGGUUCAGAGCCCAUCUCCAUCCCGAUGCCGUGGAGCCUCAUACGACAGCCGUGGACGUGCUGGUUUCCGUGGCACAGCCAUUGAGCUGGGAACAAAGAUACACCAGCAACAUGCCAACGAGAAAGAGGAAAUGCAGGAGCUCAAUGUCAAGUUUGCUGGAUACAUUGAGAAGGUCCAGGCUCUAGAGCAGAGGAAUGCUGCUCUCAAAGCUGAGCUAGCUGCACUGCAAGGCCGCUACAAAGGAGGGCCCUCGGGCAUCGGAGAAGAAUAUGAACUCAAGUUUAAAGAGGUGCGGGAGCUGAUUGAGUCCCUGACAAAUGAGAAGGGAGCAGCUGAUAUUGAGCGGGGCUACAUUGAAGAAGAGGUUGAAGUGUGGAAAUUAAAGCUGGAGGAGGAACUGGCCCUUAAAGAAGAGGCAGAAAUGAUCCUGAGAGAGUUUCGUCAGGAUGUCGACAAUGCCACACUGCAGAAGGCUGAGCUGGAGAGGCGUAUAGAACAACUGGUAGCCGAGAUAGAGUUCCUCAAGAAACUGCACGAUGAAGAGGUGGCUGACCUGAGGAAGCAGAUUGAGGACGCUAAGAUUACCGCUGACCUAGACGGGGAUCGACCUGACCUUGCUGCCUAUCUGCGUAACAUGCGAGCAGAGAUAGAGGCUGUCGCUGCCAAGAAUGUCCAAGAAGCUGAGAAGUGGUACAAGAGCAAGUUUGACACCCUCAAGGAACAUGCUGGCAAAACUGAGGAUCAGAUGAAGUCCAUGAAAGAGGAGAUCACGACCUUCCACAACCAGGUGACAGACCUGCAGAAUCAGAUUGAGGGGCUGAGGUCUCGCAACGCCGCCCUGGAGCAGCAGCUAGAGGACAUGGAGAUGUCCCACAUGGAUAAGGUGGAGAGCUUUGAGGUUAUCAUUGCUCAGCUGGAGGCUCAGCUCUGUGAAACCAAACUGGAGAUGACCAAGUAUCUCCAAGACUACCAGGAACUGCUACACAUUAAGCUUAAACUGGAUGCGGAGAUCGCCACCUACAGGAAGCUGCUGGAAGGUGAGGAGCAGAGGCUUGGAAUCGCCAAAGAUGCCUAA